AUGUAUUUCUCAUCACCCACAGCCAACAUUACACCGGCUAUGACAUCGGUGCACAUGUCGCGCUCGGAUUCUCGUGACUCGACAAGCUCCAUGUCCAAUGGCUUUUCAUACGCACAAACAACUGCUUAUACCGCACUCCUGAGCGCCUCACCUUCAUCCUCAUGGAUGACUGCUCAUCCUCUUGUGCGGUCUGAUAGCAACACUUCAACCACCACCUCUCAAACAUCCUGCACUUCCUCGCCUCGCACAUCUAUUGCUAUGCGACGUGACAGCAGCAAUUCAAGUUGGCUUCCCAGCCCAUACAGAUCAUGUCAAUCAUCCUUUGGUACCGAGGCAAACUCCUACCUCUCAGAUGAUGACCUUCUUUGCCCCAUCGACGACCUCUCUCUACCAGUUGAGACCAUCCCAAGCAUCUCUCCCAAAAAGGAGCUCACCACUGAGGAGCAAAUCGCUCUUCUACGUGAGAUUCAGGAGAAGGAGGCUUCUCAACACAGUGCUUUCGCUCAUGCAACCGAGCCAAAACGCAAGGUCGUUCGAUUUGCAAGCCACGGUGAAUCUUCCUCAAGAAGACCCAGCACCAUCAAGCGUCGUCAGACUUCAACUCGACGUGGAUUGAGUCACCUCAACGGACCUCAAUAG
Molecule: messenger RNA, 639 nt
Organism: Exophiala bonariae
Lineage: Eukaryota; Fungi; Ascomycota; Eurotiomycetes; Chaetothyriales; Herpotrichiellaceae
Exons: 1
Coding region: 1-639 (212 amino acids)
Source: RefSeq, a predicted model, not a curated record